UUAAACUAAUGGCAUUGCAUUUGUUAUACUGUAACUUAACUGGUGAUUUUGCUGCAGCUGAAAAUUAUAAUGAAAGAGAAGUAGAUAACAAGAUUAAAUUAGCAUUACAGCUUGAACAUAAUCCUGAUGCACCAACAUGUUAUGAAACAUUUUGGAAAGUUGUACAAGAUUUUCUUACUAGUACUGCAAACUUAUUACUUGUUAUUGAUGAUCAUAGACACAGUUUAGUAAUUUAUUUAGCUAGAGCAAUAUUUGUUAAUAAAUUUGUACAACAAGUUACUGCAUUGUGUCCUUCUAAAAUGCCAAUUUUAA
This is a messenger RNA of Cetraspora pellucida, 312 nucleotides long. The record is from the annotation of a GenBank genome assembly. NCBI's taxonomy places the organism in Eukaryota, Fungi, Glomeromycota, Glomeromycetes, Diversisporales, Gigasporaceae.